AUGAGCUCCCGCGCCGCUCAACACCCGUACGGCCACCCCAUCGCCGCCCUGCCACAGGCCCUGCGUCUCGCGCGUUGCCAGUCGCAGCACAUCCUCCAGCAGCUCGUCGACGAGGUGCCAAGCGAAGACGAUGUCGUAAACCAGCCAAUCACGCGAGACGAAGAGCGCAUCCUCACGCUGAACGCCAGCGUCGUUGCAUCGCUUGAAGAUCUCUUCAGCUGGCGCAAGAAGGACAGGACGUCGCGGACGAGCACACUGACGCCUACCGAAUCAUUCCGCUUCCGGCGCGCCAUGUAUCGUGCCUGGCUCGUCUCUCAUCUCUACGGCCUCGGCAGCAUGCCUCCAGAAUCCGACUACAAGCUGGAGGAGAACGCAAUGAAUGACAACCUGGAGAAACAGAGGAAGUUUCUGCAGGGGUACAAUGCUUUUGACUUGUUGCAGCUCAGGGCAGCAUCAUGUUUCCUUACGGAACUUGGCAGUUGGGUAGCCUUUGCAGAAGGGAGCAUCAUAGGCUCCCUUGAAGUCUAUGACUUUGACGGACUAUACCUCUUUGCUGGACCUCGGGCUAUCUUGCAAUGUUACGAAGAGAUAACCACGAAGCCCAUAUUCAGAGGAGGUUAUCUCACCGACGACGGGCUGUUCUCCAAAUUCCUCAUGGGCCCACUCGAGCAGAUCCUACAACUUCGGCAAAUCGGCCAUGCAGGCAAGGAAUAUCGCCUAUGUUUUGUCGACUGCUCUCCAGGCGAGAACGACCGGUGUGCUCAUUGCCAAAAGGCAUAUUACUUUCUCCCAAGCAUCAAGCCUGGUUUAUAUCUUUACAACGAAACUAAUUGGGACUAUUUGAAAGGGCAAGAGUUGAUAGUCGCCAACUACCGGCAUUUGAAGGGAAAACUUGGACUCAACGAACAAGACAGGGGAAUGGGUAAAGCGGCUCGCGCCAUGGACUGUUCCUCGUUGCUCCGCGAGCUAUUCAAUGUCGCACGCGACCCUUACCGCAAUUGGUCGCGAAAGGAAUGGUUCUGCCACGACUGCAUCAGAAAUCUGUACGAAGACACUCUGCCAUUUUGGUGGCUCGAACGAAAAGAACGCGACUCAAAGCGCUGGCUAGAUAUGGAUAUGACUGUCAUCUUCAAGUCGGACGCGCAGGUUCCACGCAUGCGCGCGAAUUCAAUCACCUUUGUGAACCUCUCGAGCAGCACCCCGACUCGCGCCCUGAGUGGGAGUAUUGGAAUCGCGAGAGAGAGCUCUGGCAAUGAUUGGUAG
Molecule: messenger RNA, 1263 nt
Organism: Postia placenta MAD-698-R-SB12
Lineage: Eukaryota; Fungi; Basidiomycota; Agaricomycetes; Polyporales; Adustoporiaceae
Exons: 7
Coding region: 1-1263 (420 amino acids)
Source: RefSeq, a predicted model, not a curated record